Molecule: messenger RNA, 796 nt
Organism: Pyricularia grisea
Lineage: Eukaryota; Fungi; Ascomycota; Sordariomycetes; Magnaporthales; Pyriculariaceae
Exons: 3
Coding region: 190-585 (131 amino acids)
Source: RefSeq, a predicted model, not a curated record
GGUACCCACGGAACUGUUCGGGUUCAACCAUAAAGCGGCCCAUUCCUCCCAACCAUUCAUCUUUCCUUCCGCUCUUACUUGCAUUCCUGUUUCUCCCAUACUUCUCUUGACAUACUACCCGUCAAUCAAUCAACAUCCGUUCACGACAACAAACCUCGAAACCGAAAUAUCACCUUAUAGCCAGUCACCAUGUCCAAGUCACGCGUCCCCAUGAUGCUCGGUGUUGCCGGCGUGAGCGGCGUCGGUUACUACCUUUACCAGGCUGGAGGAAGCCCCAAGGUCGCCGAGAAGGAGUUUGAGAAGGACAUCCACUCUGCUUCGGCUAAGCUGAAGAGUGAGCUCCCUGGACGGGGCUCUGAGGCUCAAAAGGAGGCCGAGAAGCUGGGUGCCCAGGCCGGCGCUAAGUUCGACAGUGCUGUCGCCAACGCAAAGAGCGAGGCCGCAAAGCUCAAGGCCGAGUCGGAAGCCUACGCCAAGGAGGCCAAGGCUGGUGCGAUGAAGAAGGUCGACGAGUUCGACAAGAAGGUUGAGGACGGUGCCGCAAAGGCCAAGAGUGGUGUUUCCAGCUGGUUCGGCGGGAAAUAAAAAAGCGUUAUUCCGUUAUUUUAACUUUAUGACAGCCUCGCAUGGAAACAAACCAGCCCGUCAUAAUAUGGUUGAUUGCGACGGCCAGCUUUUUGUUAUGCCUGCAUUUUACCUUGUAAUCUCAAGCUGAUAAUCGGUGUCAUUGGGGUCGGUGUUUAUUUGAUAGGGAGCACUUAUGGCAAAUUCAAUUACACUUUCAUCGAAUGAAACA